Molecule: messenger RNA, 3809 nt
Organism: Triticum dicoccoides
Lineage: Eukaryota; Viridiplantae; Streptophyta; Magnoliopsida; Poales; Poaceae
Exons: 5
Coding region: 145-2133 (662 amino acids)
Source: RefSeq, a predicted model, not a curated record
CUCAAGGACCCCGCUACCGCGACUUCCAGAGUCAGCAAUCCCCACACCCGCACUCCUCGCCCAAAAUCAAACGCUUCUCCCCUCCAAAACCCCAACGCCUCGCCGUCGCCGGCCUCGCCUCCGCCGCGGGUUCCGCCAGAAGCGAUGCCCCGGAAGCUGCGGGCGCGCCGCAAGAGCCACGCCCUCGCCGGAGCCGCCCCUAACGCCGACCUCGUCCAUACCCUCUCCGCAUGGGUAUCCAACCCAGCUCAAACCCUCGCUUCGGUGGCGACACAGGGUCGCGACGACACGGAGAAGCGGCGGGUGGUCGGUGUGGUGGUGGCAAAGGGCUGCUUGAAGCGGUCGGUGGGUGGUGCGAGCGGCGGGGGUUCCGGUUCGUCCAAAAAGGUGAGCUUUGUGUUGGAGCCCCAGGUGCGGGUCAUGUCACCAGCUGCUGCCAACACAAGGGGGAGGCGGAAUGGCGGGGAGACCGUUCCUGUUCGUGGUGCAGACGUAGGCGGAGGGAGGCCUUGUCGUCAGACCCGUGUCCAACUUGGUGGUGGUUCUGCUCCAGUGGUAGGGGCACAUGCUCCGGUUAGGCGGUCUAAGAGGAUUGCGAUGAAUUUGGGUGCUGGAGUUGAGCAGCUUACUGCUCCGGCUAAAGCAAUUGCAGCAGCUCCGGCACCUACUGAUUUAGCACCUUCUAACAUAGUUGGAAGUAAUGCUCCCAAGGCUGAGGAAGAAGAUGAGGUAGAAGAAACUGUUGGCAAGACGCGGAACAAGAAGAGAAAGUGCAUGGAUAGUUCUGUGCAUAUGGUUCCUCGUAGAUGCACAAGGUCGAGCGGCCGGCUAUCAGCAGCCCCCUUGGUGUGCUCUCAUGUGCUUGAGAAGAGAGGGCGGAUGAAGGCAACAUAUGUUAAGGAACAGACAUGUGUUGAGGAGCAACGUGCUGAAGAUCAAGACUUAGGUAGAACACUAAAUUCUGGAUUAAUUGCUCUUGAGAGCAAGAGAAGUUGCAGCAAGGUGCAAGAAGAUGAACUUGCUGCGCAAAGGGCCCCUAAGGAGGAAACAUCAGGUAGGGCCACAAGAUCAAGCUCAAUAGCAGCUGCUAUGAUGUCUCCCGUUGUCGUUGAGUACAAGAGGACAAGGAACACAGAAGAUGCACGCUCUGAUGGGGAGAUGCCUGUAAUGGAUGCUCCUGUUCCCGGUGGUUUAAGGAGUAGAGCUGGUCAGGGUGACAAUGGUGUGGUGGAGGAAAAUCACUUUGUCAAGAGACUGGGAAAUAGGAGGGGACCCAGUAAACCAACUACUUGCAUCAACAGGCAUCAACAUCUUGCAUCUUCUAUAGAGGAAGAAUAUCAAGAACAAGUUGUUGCUCCCUUUAAGGCCCGUCCACUGAGGCAAUCUAGGCGAAACCAUUCCGCUGCCAGCGAAUUGCUGUCCGCGCACAAUGCGGCCAAUGACGGCAUAGAGGAUAAUGUGGUGAAGGAAGGCGAACAUUUGGUGUUACUAAGGAAUGGCAGCGCUAAGGAUUGUGCUGGUGCAGAGGAGCAAGUGGCCGAGGUGGUAGUGAGAAAAGGAUGUUUGAAGCAUCCAGGGACUGAUGCGAGCAGUGGCAGCUCCAGUGCUGCCAAAAAGGUGAGAUUUGUGUUGGUGGAGCAGGCAGAAGCAGAGACGGUGGGACUCAGGAGGCCGUGGGUAACAUGGUCCCCGGUUGUUGCCAAGACAAGGGGUAGGCAGAAGGCCAGGGUGACUCUUGCUGGUGCAAAAACAGGCGGAGGAGGGCAUCAGCGGACGAGUGUUGAUGGUGAUUCUGAUGGCGAAGGUGCCGAUGCUGGAGAUGCAGGUUCAGAUGCCCGGUUGAGGUUGUUCAAGAGGAAUGUGGGGAAUUUCGGUGCUGGUGAUGGAGUUGAGAAGGUUGUUGGAGCUGCAAGUCGGAAUACCACCUCCAAGGCUGAUGUCGAAGAUGGGGAUGUAGAAGCAGUUGAUAGGAAGCGAAAGGCCAGCGAGAAUGCUGAGGAUAUAGGGUAUGUUUGGUUGAUGACUAGCAUUGCCACAACUAACCUUAGUCAAAUUUUGUCUGCCACAAAAAGUGUGGCAAACAAAAUGGCCACCAAAAUUGUUGCAAACUUUGGCAAGAAACUGAGUAUAUGACAUGUGGACCAUGGUGUAAUAAAGCGUGGUAAUGGACCAAAUAGAUGCCUAAGGAACUGCGGCAUGACUAAGAUACAGUGUGCCAAUGUUAGUCUACAUACCAAGCAUGCCCAUAUUUGUUAGUGCUCAAGUUAGAGUUCCUCUCGUAGAAGCAAGAUGUUGAGUAUUCUCUUGUCGCCGGCCUCUUUCCUGUGGUCUCUGUCGUUAGGAAGAAAGAGAGGGCAGAUAAAGGCAGGAAUGGGCAGACGGUGUGAAGCAACAAAAUGCGUUGAGGAGUAACCUGUAGGAUUUCUGUAGAAUUCUAAGAUAUGGACUGGGUUUUGGCUGAUCUGAAACCCAUUAAGAUGUUUAUAAUCUGUGAACUCUUUUGGUGAUUUCAGUUCAGGGCAAAUGUUGUAGCCUCUCGGACUAAAUUUAUGAAUGCACUGGUUAUGCACUAACUAGUGUGAUAUCUCUCCAAGAGUCAUGAGUAUUCUCUUGGUGAUUUCAGGGUUGAUGACUAAAUCUUUCUUGAUCAACUUUCUGAAUGUCUGGUUACAGUUUUUGGAGCUUCAAGUCCAUAGCUAUAAUGUAAUAGGUUAGAUUAGUUGCAGCAACUCAAGGCGAAUAUGAUGAUGGUUUGGUAGAGUAUAUUAUAGAUGGUGCGUUCACACAAUAUUCAUCAUCGACACUUGACAGAGGCAGAUCCCACCGCUAACCUCAGCAGCAAUAGUUGCAACCAAACAUGGGCUGAAUGCGAAAGGGACAGCCUGACAGCGCGCACAGUACCCCCACCGCGUGGCGGAAGAUCUCCGCAACUGCUACGACGACAUCUACUCCAACCUCCUCUCCAGCAGCAAGGUUGACACUUCUUCUCCAACCUCACCCUUAUGCAAGCACUGACUUGGAAGCCUGAUAAAAAUCUCAAGGUUACAUUUUUUGUUCAAGAUUAAUAUACUAACUUCUGAUUAUGUGUGCUUGUUAUGCUAAAUCACCUGAUGACCACGGGUAUCCAGGAAUAUCACAUACUGUCGUCAUACAUUUUCAGAGUUCUAAGUAUUUGCUUAUGGUGGACGAGAAGUUUUUGAGAUUCGUGGUGUUACUUUAUCCAUCACGCUUCAUUAGUGUUUAGUUAUGUGACUGCUUCUAUUAGCAAUAUUUCGUGGGAUAAAACAUUUUGCCGGUAAUUGCUCUGGUCAUGGGAUGUACUCUCAAAAUGCAAGACGGUAUGUAUUUCUACACUAGAUUGUUCUGGGUUAGAACAGGCACAUUAAUAUAUCUGUUCAUUUUCCUUUUUGUGGUCUAUUUUGCAGGGAUGCUCGCUCUGCCUGGUAGCUAUGGGUCCAAAGUGUGCAUAACUCUUGCUAACCUGGACGUACUGUCUUCUAGAAACAGGAUUGUUGGUGUUGAGCUGUUGAUCACUCUAUUGAAUGGAUUGCUGAAAGAGGGCACCUUUUGGAGUCGGUUGAAGACAACGGUGCAUAAAACACAUGGGCCUGCUCUUAAUCUCAGGACGCCAUGGGAGAAAGCGCGUGACCUUCUAGUAUUCUUGAAUACUAGAGAUGAUUCUUUAUUCACCAUGGAAGAUUUGUGCUAAUUAUGCAUACAGAGGUAGAGAUGUAACAGUCGAAUUUGCUCUAUGUUUAAAGUGUAUCAAACCUGACAUUAGCUACUUGCAAAUGUGUGCACAACUGUCA